UGCACAACGCACAGCCAUCCAUGGAUGCCUGCCAUGGUGUUUCCCGCCGCAUCCCUUCAGAGUGGUUCAUUCAUGCGUCUUAGAACAUGACGCACUUGCACUCACACGCACACACACAUAAACGGAUGUAUGAACGAGUCCAUGCACUCACAUAAAGACACACAUCACAUCACACACAAUACACGCAUGCAUGUAUCAAGUCACGCACCAUGGAUGGACACCGUGACAUAUAUCACCAAUAGAUAAGACAGAUCUCCAAAAAAACACUCACUCACUCACACACACCGCGCACCAUGCACAUAUACAAGAGACACGCUCCUAGCGCGAGCACCCCUCGCCCCCUCCCUGCGGCCAGCCAGCGACGAAAAAGGUACCAGCAGUCAGUCACUCAGGUAGUCCACCACUUGAGCCAAACAAACAAAACAAACAAACUGAUGUUCUCUGAGCCAUGACGGUCGAUGGCUGUUGUCCAUUUGCCACAAUGGCCGCAUGCCAAUGGCCAACGACCUUAGCCCAAAAGACACACACACAAUUCCAAUCCGACCAAUCCAAUCAAAUCAGUCAGUCAGCCAGUCAGCCAGACAAAUGGAUCACCAGCAGCCAGCCGUCCCUGAUUGGUGUAGGGCGGCGGUCUCGAGAUGCAUAAAAACCAGCACCGACGAACAAACCGACCAAUAAUAUGUAUGUAUGAUAAAACCACAGCCACUCCGCGGGGAAAGAGACCACGGCAUGGCACGAGUGGGGGGAGUGUGGUGUGGUGUAUGCAAGUCAUGUCAUCCGGGCCAGCAUAGAAAAAGCUAGCUUGCCGCCCCAUGCACACACAUACACAUGCACCUUCACUCGCCUUCAGUGCCUCCACACACCAGCAAGCAGCCCACCCUCCCCUCCAGCCCGAUCCAGUCAGUCAGUCAGUCAGUCAAUUAGCGUCGUUGGCAUACAUACACAUUUGCAUGUUUGCAGCCAUGCAUGUCACGUCACGAACUAAACUCGCGUCCCCGCUCACUCGGUCAGGCCACAAACAUACAAAUCCAUGUAUUGUAUGUAUGCCGGGAUGUAGGUAUUUAGAAACGAAUGAAAAUCAGCCACCCAUAUACUGACUGACACCAGGUAUUGUUGUCUGCCUGGUGUCGGCUGUCGGUUGCCCCUCCCUCCCUCCCUGACUGCUGCUGCUGCCUCCGUCCGUCCGUCCUUUGUUGGUCCCCCCCGCUGGCUGUGCAGCGACCGACAGCCUGGCGUGAAUGGCGGCGGGUCACUCAUUCAUUCAUUGAUGGAACCGAUGGUCGUGGGUCGGUUGGACUGCCACUGCCCCGACUCCACUGGCCGCCUCUUUGCCGCCCAUCAGGCUGUCGCUGUCCCGCUCGUCGCUGACCCCCUCCAUGCCGCCCACUAUCCUCACGUGCGACCGCGGCCGCCCUCGAUUGAUCUCCAGGCCAUCCAGGCCACUAAGUCCGCCCCUCAAGACCGACCUUUCCAGGGGAGUGGCGGGCGGCGUAGCGCUGAGGGGUGGCGAGUUGCUGCUGCAGCGAGUGACGGCUGUGGUGGGUGUGGUGGGGCCGGCAGUGCUGCCUGUCUUGAUGGGGAUGGGACCCCAAUCAAACGAAGACGAGGAAGCAGCGUGGGGGGCUGCGACUCCAUUGCUUGCUGCUGUCGGCACACUUGACAGAUCCAAGUGAAGUGGCGCCGGCGAGCGGCCAACCUGACAAGACCCAGGCAACAAGGGACAGAUACCAGCGUGCUGCGCAUGUCUGGUGCCAGUCUGUUCCCACCGCGUCUUCAUUGACGGGCCUCGGUGUGGCCGACACAGACCGCUUCAAAGCGCCGGGGGACCCCCCACUGCUGCUUGCUGCACCCGUGUAUGGGUGGCCCACUGUGGAAGUAACGUGCGACAGCGACGCGGUACUCGGCGGGGCAGAGACGGGCCCAUGCGCGACAGGUGGCCAGGCGAGCGCCGGCACAUGGUAGGGGAGGGCACGAGGGGGCGGCCUACCAUAGGGCAGCAUGGGGGGACGACAGACGAUGUGGCUCAUCGGGACUGACGCAGCAGGUGAGUGGAAGGGGACCAUCAUCAGGCUGUGACGCUGCUCGUCCUCUCUGGAGGCCGGGCCGAACGAUGGGACAGGGAUGAAGAUGACGCCAUUGUAAGGCAUGGCCAGUGGCAUUUGGGGCACGGCCAUGUUGGGCAGAUGCACCGACCUCACGAGCACCGGGGGGACGAAGGAGAGCGAUGCGGGCGACUGGGCGGCCGGGAAGAGCCCUUGUGCGGUGAACCACUGGAUGAGUGCAGGGGGGAUGAUGGGUGCCUGUGGGAAAAAGUGACGAAGCUGAUGCGGCACCGGGGCUGACGACGAGGCACUCGACUGCCACAACACCUGCCGACAGCAACAGAAACGAACACGAAGGUACCUACUGAGGGGUCCGUGAUUGCCGCCGGCAUGUGCCCUUCCUUCCACCCACCCUGACUGACUGACCCUGCGUGUGUCGACCUCGAUGACGUAGAUCCUCCAGUCGGUCUCAAAACCCUGCCGGCCCUUGCCGUCACCGUAGUCGAUCUCAGCACACACCACCACCACCGAGUCGUCCACGGCAAACAGCACGUCAGCCUCCAGCACCAGAGGCGACCGGCCGCUGCCGCCUCUCCAGUCCUCAGGCCCGCCAUCCAGAGGCACAGGCACCACAGAGAGCAGUGCGCCGGCCCCGCCCCCCUUGCUGGUCGGUGACGUGUUCUCCACUGAGUAGAAGGCGAGCUCCAGGCAGGGCAAUGGCUGGAUCUCGUGUAUGUGGUCACUGGUGAGGCUUAUGGCGGCACCCAGUGCACGACCGAGCAGUGAUGUCUUGUCCUUGGUCUUCUUGUCCUUGGGCCGGUCCGUGUAUGUCGUGAGGGUCGGCUGCGAACACACGACAGCGACAGGGACGACGUUGCCCACAUUGGCCGCCAAGCCGUUGAGGGCCAACGCCCCGCGCCUGGUCUUCUUGCCGGUCGUCUUGUCACCCCCAUCCAUGGGGAUGGGCCAGGGCCGCUCCGGCGAGCUCGUGAUGGAGAUGGAUGCGAGGCAGUAAGGCACGGCGAGGGCGAAUGGUCCGCCCAGGGUGUCACGCUGGCGCAGCAUGGUGACAUCGUAGACGUCCACAUACUCGCCCGACAUGCGGUGGCUGACGAGGGUGCGGCAGCUGGGGGCAUACCUGACCACAUUGGGGACCAUGGUGCGGCUAUAUUGCCAUGUCGACACACGCGUGCAUGUCCCGGUGGCGCUGUCGAUCUCCACGUGCCAAUGGAAUCCGCUCCAGGGCCCACCCGGCCCGCCGUAGGCCAGAAAGGAGAAGGCAGGCGGGUCCGUCAGCACCCCACCGCCCACCCAGCUCAGGCCGAAGAAAUGCAAGCCACCUCUCUCCCAUGUGGGUCGGCGAAGGGAUGUCAUCUGCUUGCACUCAGCAGCUGUAACCGGCGAUCGGGGGCUCGUGGGAGUGCUCGUGCGCGAGAGCGGGCGGUGCUGGGGGGCACUGGGGUGCGACUGCGGGGUGAAGAUGCGCGCCAAGGCCGACAGCCCCAUGGCGCCGAAGCUAUUGCGGCUGGCGGUCUGAGAGGUGCGACGAUCGGGUGUGCCCACAUCCUCCCAGCCCCUGCUGUUGGUGCUGCUGCUGGUGCUGCUGCGGGUCUCCCGCCAUGUGCUGCUGACCGACUGGUGGUCGGGGUAUGGGGAGGCCUUGACGCGUGUCUCCAUGAGGAGAUAGACGGGGCUGUCGCCGUCGACUCCCAGGCAGAAGAUGAGGUUGGGAAACGCGUGAUGCACCAGCAGCGAAUGGGGCUGCAGUCUUCUCAGCAGCCGAGGGCCCAUGGGAGUCGACAAGCCGAUGAGUGUGGGUCUGAAGGUCGGGGGACGUGAGGGCUCGUCACCCAGCGGCUGGGCGGGCGGCAGUGACCGGAUCGGCGGGGAGGGGAAGGGCGGAUGGGGCAGCGAGGGAGACACCGAUGGAAUGCCGACGUGAGGCACAUACGACACCGUGUCACGGCCAUAUGGGCCAUAUGGAACGUCUGCACAGUACAACACACACACACACAAGCCAUCCAUGCAUCCAUCCAUCCAUCCAGCACCCACGUGAGGCUCCCUCCUUCCUGCCCUGCCCUGUGGCUCCCUCCCCCCCCCCUCCCUCCCUCCAGCGUACGUACAUGAGUGGUUAGAGUGCAGACUGGUGAUGGUUGAAACGGUGGUGGCCACGGGCGAGUAUGAAGGCGUCCGCGAGUGCAUCAGUGGGGAGGGCGUGAACGACGGUGGGGGCGACACGGGCACGUAAGACGGGUUGAAGGGGCCAACAGGAAGAGGCACGUACGAACCUGACAGACAGUAAACCAUCACACAGACACAGACAGACAAAUGCAUUCAUCCACCUGGAGAAAUCAUGCAGAACACUAUUCUGAUGCCAGUUACCUACCUCCGGCACCGCCCGCAGAAUCUCCUGGCUGCCGCUGCCGAAGCAUUGACAGUGGCACCUUCCAUACGCCGAUUUGCAUUUGUCCUGGUGCGUCUUCGGCCCCAUCGGUCUCAGUGCGGCAGACGGCGGCCAUGAGGAGGUACCCCUCGGCGCCAUGGUGGGAAGGCGCCACCAGUGUGCCCGCCAGCCAUUUGUCCGAUCCCGUGAAGAAGAGCUGGUCCUCGUGUGUCGACAGCUCCAUGAGUGUGGCGGCUCCCAGGGACUUGAAGACGAAUCGCCUCUUGCCGUCGGCAAAGAGCACGAAGGGGUAGUCCGGGUGGCUCAUCAUGCCCAUGUCCGUCGCCACCGGGUACAGGCCUUUGGACGGCACUGUCCAUCCCAUGUGAGGCCUCUGUGGCUGGAGCACGAGGAACGACCCGGUGUGGCCCGACAGGUCGGCCCAUUCACUCGUGUCGUCGGGGUUGCCCUCCCUGGCCGCUGCUGGGUUUGUGAACCAGAAGGGCACACAGAAGGUGGCAGGGGGGCGCGCCGGCGAUGUGUGCGGGGCGACCAGGAUCUGGCUGGCGGACAUGAUGGUCGCGUCGCGAAUACCGUACUGACGGGCACGGAACGCCUGAAACCAACGAGCGACCCACCAGUGAGAGAGAGGGCAAGCGUAUCGGUCUGUCUGUCUUUGUAUGGUAUGAGAGCACCUACCUUGAGGAGGUUGAAGCAUCCGUUGGCGUACGCCAUGUGUGUGAGUGUGAGUGCCUUGCACAUCUGCCGACAUCUCUGCGGGCCGGACGCCACCUCGGGGUGGUGCUUGCGGUACUUGUGCAGCACCUCACUGGUGUACCGCUCACACGCGAAGCGACCCCACACGGCCGCGUCAGCCUCCCGCACACCACGCAAAAGUGCGCGCGAUGUCAGCUCCAGCGGCCGCGACUCGCGGGGAUGAGCUAUGACCAGCUCGGCAACCAGGACGGCCACCCUCGGCUCGGGGAAGACCGCACACCGCGACGCUCCUUCGUCAGCAGGCAGUGAUGGUGGUCCCUCGUGGCAGCUCUCCCUCUCCUCGGCCUUGGCGACCCCAUCAGAGCCGCUCGUGUGGCGGCGGCUGUCAGAGGCCUCCUUGGUGUGUCGACGGAAGAGCGACAGAGGCAGACUGCGCUUGCGCUGGACGGGAUGGUGGUGUUGCUGCUGGGAUUGGUUGUGGCCCGUGCAGUCGACGUCCGUUGCGCUGUGUUUGAGGCCGCCUCGCCUCCUGUGCAGCCAGCGGAAGUGGGUCUGCAUCUUGGGCAGCGACACAGCCGGCCUCUCACUCAUCCUGCCUGCAACCACACAAACACCAGUCACUGGGACACCACUGUGCUUUGCUUCAUCUCGGCCGUCAGCUUGCAUACCUUCAACGAUAAUGGUGCGGGCGAAAAAAUGCCCCUCAGCUCGCCAGCGAUACCCUAACCCCAGAAACCCUAAAGCCUGGACCACGGCCUUUCUCUCCACUCUUCCUUCCUUUGGUCCGUCCGGGCUGCACAGGGGAGGCCUGGGGGGGCUGUGUGUGGCAGUGGGUUGUGGGAGUGGUGAUGCAGCGCGGCGGCUCGCUGAUCUCGGUCCUUUCCCGACGACCAU
This is a messenger RNA of Vitrella brassicaformis, 6036 nucleotides long. The record is from the annotation of a GenBank genome assembly. NCBI's taxonomy places the organism in Eukaryota, Vitrellaceae.